GUGACAAAUGACAAUCCGCAAAGAAAGUCAAGUCCGCGAGUGAAAAUUUUUCGAGUCGGCUGCAAACGAAAUCUGGAAUCAAAUUUAUGCUUCGCGAUAAAUGCUAAACGCAUCAAAAAUAUUGUCCCCACGUCGGUGUUCGCUAGAAGUUUCAAGUGCACUGUGUUUUGAUUCCGGAGAACGCGAUCCGGUGGGUGGGAAAGUGUCGAACAGAUAUUUCUUCUGACGAAGACGGGAGGAUUAGGUGGCCCAGAAAGAAGAGCGAGUGAGUAAGGCUGGCACUUGCGUUUGACGAAUGAAAAAAAUCUGUUUCGUCCACAAAAAGAAAAGAAGUGUUACUGAUAACGGUGUGCAUUGACAGCAGCCUUAUACAAAAGUUAUUGAGAACGAAAGCAGUAUUGUCCGCCGAUAAUGUCUGGAUUUGACGAUAAUCCGUUCGGAGAGCCAAUAGUCGACAAUCCGUUUGCGGACCCUUCGAUUCAGGCAGCUACCCGCAACAGUACCAAUCCCCAACAGACCCUAGACGAUUAUGAUCCUUUUUCGAACGAUACGCAACAGCAGCGGACACAGAAUAACUUCGGCCAGCCUGCUACCCUGCAGCCCUCAUCACAAACCGUUCCGGCCUACAGCCAAAGUGCAGCGCAAUACAACAACAAUGGGGCAGCCGGGGCCAGCAGUCCUUCGGCGAUGACACAGAUUUCCACCGCCGAACUCCAGCGGCGUCAAGAUGAGCUGGAGAAAAAGGCCCAGGAGCUGGAGCGUCGCGAGGCCGAACUGAUGAACAGUGCCAACGCCAGUCGGCCGAACAAUUGGCCACCGUUGCCGUCGUUCUGCCCGGUGCAGCCAUGCUUCUAUCACGACAUCAACAUCGACAUUCCAACCGAGUUCCAGAAGAUCGUCCAGAAUCUGUACUACCUGUGGAUGUUCUACGCUCUGGUCAUGGUCGUCAACAUCUUCGGUGGACUUGUGAUACUGAUCCAUGAGGGUGAUUUCCGAACGUUCGGACUGGGUAUCUUCUACGCGGUGCUCUUUACUCCGGCUUCGUUCCUGUGCUGGUAUCGCCCAGCGUACAAGGCGUUCAAGAACGAUUCCAGCUUCAACUUUAUGAUGUUCUUCUUCAUAUUCUUUUUCCAAACGUUGGUCACCAUCAUUCAGACGAUUGGAUUCCCCGGGUCUGGCACAUGCGGUGUUAUUACGGCCAUCGGGCAAUUUUCUAGUGGUGGCCUUGGUAUUCUGGUCGGUAUUUUCGUGCUGGCUAUUGCUUUAGGAUACGGAUCGUGCGCUGCUGGCAAUAUCUUCAUGCUGAGCAAGAUUCACGCCAUCUACCGUAGCGGUUCCGAGACGAAUCGAAUCACAAUGGACAAAGCUCGCCAGGAGUUUCAGUCAGGCUUUUUCGGGAACCAGAUUGUGCGGGAUGCGGCGGCCGGUGCGGCACGGGCUACCGUGCAAUCGCAGUUCAACCAGAACAGGUACUGAAAAUUCAAUCCCAAAUACAAAACAAGCAAACAAACACUACAACAAACUAUUACUAUUAUAUUUACGAAGCAUUACCCACUUUCGAGUUAACCGUUUAUUUAUGUUUACAAACGAUUACUUACUGUCGUGUAGCUAUAACCCAGUACGGUUGUUGAACCUUUUUUCUACUACCUUCACUAUUCGAUCAUCUCUCACACCCUAAUUCAUCCCGUUGUUUCCUUUCAAUAAGAAUUUCCGUUUAUAACUAUUUGAUUUCGAUUUUGUUUUUAAAUUUUUGAAAAUUGUCUGAACGAAAGUAGUUUCUGUUUCUUGUUUUGCUCCGUUGUGGGAUUUGUUUUGACCCACAAAACAGCUUUAUCGAUUAAGUAUGGUCUGUUCCAAUUUGAGAUUCAAUUUAUCAUCAACUUUGUAUUUUUGAGUUUAAUUGACCAGUCGACGAUGAGUCAUUGAAUAGGGAAGAAAUAUGGUAGGCGAUUAGCGAGAGCGAAAUAAAUUGUGAGAGCAAGCAUAGAAUGAACUAAACUAAUCAUUUAUCACAUAAACGGUUAAGCUAAUAGUUGCUAGGCAUGAAUCAAAAUAUGAAUAAAAAAAACACUUCAGUGAUCAUUCAAAAUGAUUAGAUUUAAAUCCUAAACACAACACACCGAGACUAAAGAACUUUCUUGCGAUAGGGUGUGUACAUCAAAGAUCGAUAGCGAAAAAUAAAUGUUUAUAUGUUUUAGCCGAAGGCUGGAACAUUGUAAUUAACCCUAAAAUGAAAAGAGCUUUGUUGUUCAUUUGGUCUCCUUUAUGACUAAUGAUGAAAAAAUAAUAAUAAAUCGAUAACAUUUUGAAAUGCAGCAUCAGUUUUCUUUUUAUCGUCCUUUACCAAUUAGUUGUUAGGAAAAAAACGGCGCAGAGGAUUGUACCAGCACCCUCUAUGUUAUCGAAGUAUGUGGUAGGUUGAAAAUGAAAGUCAGAAUGAGCAAAAAAUCAAUUACGUUAAAUUAGAAUCUUCCUUCUAUAUCAACAAGCAUUCAACUGUUUUGUUUUGAAUUUUUAAAUUUAGGAAGACUGACUCUCUGUUUCCGUUCGUUUGCAGCACCUUCUAUAGAAAAUAUGUUCACUAAAACAGAGUACAAGCUAGGCACACCCAUACUUAAGCUUGCACAUUCUUAAUUGCGUACUAAGAUAAAUUCGAUUGACUGGUGAAAUUGAAAAUUCCAUUUUUUUUUCGUUUGUUAAACAAAAUGAUUUAUUGUGAAUUAAGAUUCUUUAUUGUUUUCGAAAAUCGCAAAAGAGUUUUUCGCGGAUAGUGAUACAGAUGGCAUGGAUUAGUCCCGAAAUAUGGAAAUGUAACAAAGUACAUACGAUAAUAAUAAACGUCAAGAAAGUCUAUUUAAACCAAA
Messenger RNA from Armigeres subalbatus, 2864 nucleotides. It is a transcript of the gene Scamp, whose product is annotated as secretory carrier-associated membrane protein 1. Lineage: Eukaryota; Metazoa; Arthropoda; Insecta; Diptera; Culicidae. Gene Ontology annotation, biological process: protein transport. The record is from RefSeq and is a predicted model, not a curated record. The transcript has 5 exons. The coding region runs from base 412 to 1476 and encodes 354 amino acids. Gene Ontology annotation, cellular component: trans-Golgi network membrane; recycling endosome membrane.